Molecule: messenger RNA, 783 nt
Organism: Eruca vesicaria subsp. sativa (arugula)
Lineage: Eukaryota; Viridiplantae; Streptophyta; Magnoliopsida; Brassicales; Brassicaceae
Source: the annotation of a GenBank genome assembly
AUGGAAGUAGCUUUGCACAUGAAUGGCUGCACAGAAGAGUUCAUGCAAGCUCUUGAAUCGUUCAUGAAGGUAACUUCAUCUUCUUCAUCAAAACAAGAACCAUUAACUCCCAAUAACCAAACCGGUCCAAUUGGGCUAAACCAGCUCACUCCCACUCAAAUCCUCCAAAUUCAAAGAGAGUUACAUCUCAGACAAAACCAAGGUAGUGCCCAUAACAUCCAUCUUCUCAACGCUAAACCAACCCUAAUGAAGACAAGACCGGUUAAACUAUACCGUGGUGUAAGACAGCGACACUGGGGUAAAUGGGUUGCUGAGAUACGGUUGCCUAAAACCAGAACCCGGUUAUGGCUCGGUACGUUCGAAACCGCGGAAGAAGCUGCAUUAGCUUACGAUCAAGCUGCUCGUAAGAUAAGAGGAGAAAACGCUCGUCUCAAUUUCCGGAACAUUGGAGAAUACAAGCAGACGUUGUCUCCUACUGUCAAUGCUAAGAUCGAAUCCAUAUUCAAUAACUCUGAUCUUCCCCUGCAUGAGCUCAAGAAACCGGCCAAAACAGAGGAAGGGUUCUUUGGUUUUCAUCAUACCGGUCCUAAACCGGAUCAAGAACGUGAAGUUCCCGAUAAAUUUGGAUACGGGUCUAGUUCCUCUCCUGAAUCUGAUAUAACGUUGUUGGAUUUCUCAAGCGAAUGGAUAAAGGAAGAUGAGAGCUUUUGCAUGGGUUUGCAGAAGUACCCUUCUUUAGAGAUUGAUUGGGACGCUAUAGAUAAACUCUCAGAAUCCAUUUAA